GCGUCAUUUUACAGUGACACUUCACCGCUGUCCCAAAACGUCAUUCACCUCACUAUGAGGUCUUCUGAAUCCUACAAAAUUUCCUGAUUACAAACCUUACUUUGCAUGGAACCUGUCACGAUCGGCGUCACUAAGGAAUACCUCGAAGGUGCCUCCGUCAACGACUGCGAAGACUAUGGCGGCUUAGGGGCCCACUUCCUCGACACCCUCUACGAGCACAUCAACAAGAUCCACCAAAUAGAUACCGUCACGGGCGCCACCGAGACCAACGGCUCCGUCCGCACCAGGUCCAUCCAGAUCGCCCACGAGCUGCGCCACUUCGGCGUCGGCGAAAACGACAUCGUCAUUAUCUGCUGCCGCGGCCACGCCGACCAGACCGUCGUGGUCCUCGCUUGUCUGCUCAUCGGGUCCAUCGUGGCGCCCAUCGACCCCGAGCUCCAGCACAAGGAGUGCGUGGAGCUCAUCCGGCAGCUGCGACCCAAGAUCUUCUUCUGCGAUCUGCGCACGCUGAAGCAGAUGGAGAGGGUCUGCGCCGAGUCGGAGAUCACGGCCAUCAUGGUGCACUUCGGGGAGCAGCAGCAGUACGCCAUUCCGUUCCGGAAGCUGCUGAUGACCAGGCACUACCCCGAGCAGUUCAAGCCAGUGAGCGUUGACCAGCCGAGGAAGAAGGUGGCGUUUAUCAUGGCCACGCAGGGUACCAACGGUAGUCCUAAGCUGGUUUGUCUGUCGCACCACUUCAUCUUCUGCCAGGUCAAGGUGUUCCUGAACGUGAUGGAGUUGCCGGAAAAGAUCAUUUCUUAUUAUCCUUUAUCGUGGGUGAUGCAGGUCGUCUUGAUGUGUUUGUGUUUUAAGGCGCACGUGGUGAGGGUGCUGCCGGGGGCUUUCGUGGAGAGGACGGCGUGUAAGCUGAUUCACGACUUGAAGGUUGAUCAUGCGUUUCUUAAUACGGAUCUGGCGUUGCAGCUGGUUGAACAUGUGGCUGUCAGGGAUUUCAAUUUAUCGAGCCUCAGAUGUGUUUUCAUUGGUAGUUUAACAACUACCUCUCAUGAUAUCAAGCGUUUGAGCCAUCGUCUACCCAAAGUGAAAUUCACCCAAAUGUAUUGCACUACCGAAGUAGGAAUUGUGGUCGCUACCCCUCCGGAAGAUUACCCCGAAUCCUUAGAAAGAAUAGGGACCGUAGGCAAAGUGGUUCAAAACUGUAAAAUCAGAAUAGUUGAUAUCGAAAAGAGAAAAGAUCUAGACGUGGAGAGUUCUGGAGAGUUGCUUGUUGCUAGCGACUGCAUGAUGCUUGGUUACUUUAAAAACAUAGCUCUGACCAAAGCGUCUACUCAAGAGGGUUAUUUUAAAACCGGUGACAUAGCAAGGUACGACUCUGGUGGAUGGAUCUUCAUCGAAGGAACUAUAUCGGACCUGAUAAAUGUGGAAGGCACCAACGAAUCUCCGCGCGAAAUAGAAGAAAUUAUUUUGCAACAUCCCUACGUCAAAGAUACUGCGGUUAUUAGCGACGAGAAGGAGGUAGUGGCUUGUGUUAUUGUCAAAACAGAUGCGAAACUUGACGAAGAUAAGCUAACCAAGUUUAUGUCGGACCGAAAUCUUUUACGCAAACCGGCAAGGAUCCUUUUCAUGUCCGAUUUUCCUACAACUCCGCUUGGAAAAAUUCGACGAGAUUUAUUAAAACAGGAUGUUCUGACCAUCAAAAUUGAGCGCAGCACUGAUCAUUUAAGCACCACAAGCUGCUAGAAAUACU
Molecule: messenger RNA, 1747 nt
Organism: Zophobas morio
Lineage: Eukaryota; Metazoa; Arthropoda; Insecta; Coleoptera; Tenebrionidae
Product: luciferin 4-monooxygenase-like
Exons: 5
Coding region: 106-1740 (544 amino acids)
Biological process (GO): long-chain fatty acid metabolic process; fatty-acyl-CoA biosynthetic process
Molecular function (GO): long-chain fatty acid-CoA ligase activity
Source: RefSeq, a predicted model, not a curated record